Molecule: messenger RNA, 2942 nt
Organism: Chara braunii
Lineage: Eukaryota; Viridiplantae; Streptophyta; Charophyceae; Charales; Characeae
Source: the annotation of a GenBank genome assembly
UGCUGGGCAUGUUUACGUUCUUCGUGGAGCACGAAGUUCAUAACAUCGGCGAAUUUAUGUGCGUAUACUACGUAUUUACCAAGCCGAAGCCGGAGCGGAAGGAGGGAACGGUGGCGCUUUAUCAUUUUGGGAGGAUCAGGACGAAUUGGUCGGGGCUCUUACAACUCAUCCACAUCGAGCUGCUGUCCAUCGCGCAGGUAAUCACCACCGAGGAAGAAGACCUGCAGCUCAGACUGUGGACCGCCUCCGCCCCGUGCAGAGCGUAUAACGCGGCGGUAAUACCUGAUUACCUGGCGCGCGAGGGAGAGUCCGUGGUGGACUUUGUGAACGAAGAUAAGCCGCUGCGGCCUCCAUCAUCGUAUCCAAAGCCGACGGCCCUGAAGGCACCGAGAAAGAAGACCGUCCGGAAGCGGCGACGAAGUCCAUCGCCGGAAGCUCAAGACAAUCGGGUGAGGCCUGUCGAGGAGGUUGUCCAGCCUACGCCGGUGCGCAGAGUCGAUCUGGUUCCCGAGAGAAGCGCCACCCUCAUCAUCGGGCCCCGGCCGGGGGAGGACUGCGCAGCCGAAGGGCCGUGGAGAUCCAGAGGCCAUCAGGAGCUGACACCUCAGCGGCCCCGCCUCCCCAAUCUCAAUAGCAAUGGAGCUGGGCCAUCAGGAGCAGGAGGGGGAUUGGGACGAGUUCCAUAUCCCGCAUCCAGACCCCCCCUCCUCGCAGGACCACUGCGUCUUGGGAAGUGCUUUUGUUGUAGAGUCCUUUGCGUCGUGUGCCCGAACUGGGAUGGGACCUUAACUGACGCUGUGGUCUAUGUGUCCACGAAUGAAUUGGACCUGGGUGACGAACAGCAUGCCCGGACUGUGGGGAGCGGUCAAGGGUCUGGUGGCCGUGGUCAAGGGUCUGGUGGUGGUCCGAGCGAUCGAGGGUCUGGUGGUGGUCACCGGACCCGCACACAAGAUACACUGCGGCAAGCAGGUUCGGGGGAGAGGUCUGUGCAUGCACAGGCAGAUAAAGUUCCCGUCAUAGACUACAAAGAUAAAUUCUGGAUGUUGGACUGGGUGGGCGAGGCGGGGCAGGCUGAAAGUGGUUUGAUGUUGUACGUGGUGUUCAGGGAAGAUAUUAGACCGAUAGGUGGUAUUCAAUCUUGGGCAGGGAGGGAUGGUCAGCUCGCCACUUUCGAGUUAACAAUGCAACUCAACGGCAAAGGCCACAGAGUUGCAGAGACGAACCAUGUUGUUCUCAUGUGGAGAAACCACAAGGGAUAUGGUAAGUCACUUGUGGAUGUUUUMAAUCCUGAUCCGGAUAGCMGACUCCGGUUACCUGACCUCCACCAAGUUCUCGCGUUCUUCGACACGAAUUCGGUGGAGGGCCAUCGUCCGGUGGCCCACAAAGAAGACACUAUUACGGAACCGAAAAGUGUUCUGUCAUCGGCGCGUCUGACUGUGGGUGCCACAACGAUUCGACAUCCAUCAGUGACCACGCUCGCCGUCCGAGAAGAGAGACAACACGCUCUCGUAUCCACGCCGCUGGUCCCUCGAGCGGGACAAAUCGCUGCCAAGGGCCCGACUCAUGCUCAGGCUCCGCCACCGGCUCCGAAGAAAUUCCGUUCGGUUGGAGUGAAAGAGUCGUUGUCCGUGUUACAUGACAUUGUGCGUACAUCGAGCAUGUGUGCCGAACCUAUGUAUGGUGCUGUGCAGCCUUUGUAUUUCGGUGAUCCGGGAGAGGGGAGCAGUGGCGAAGGUUCACAGAGGGAAGAGGAAGAGGAAGAGGAAGGUUCUCAAGAGGGGAAYGAUARUGAGAAUACAAUUAAAAAUCAGAUCCGGCUGCGGCUUGCUCGACUCAAUCCAAAUGUUUCUCCAUCGAGAGUGGACAUAAGGACGAACGAGGUUUUUCACGAGCUCAAGGCAUUGCGAAGACUUGAGUACUUGGAAGAAUUUUAUGACAGACAAACAAGCCAGGCAUUUGGAUAUAACUGGCGCAUUGAUGAGGGCGACGAGACCGGUGGGAAAAGGGGACAAGGCCCUAGCGGUGGAGCGAAUGGAGAGGGAGGUGAACACCCAAGUGGUGACGAGGGUGGAGGUGACGAGGGAGGAUGUGAUAAGGGAGGUGAUAAGGGAGGGAGCGGUGAGGGUGGAGGAACAUCUGAAGCGCCUGGGUAUAGUCAGCCAACGACAGGCACAUCGGAAGGGCAAGCCCAUCGUCACCAUGAGAGAAGCGUCAGUUGUGUAGGAGGGCACAUCGACAUUCGUGGUUUGCCGCAGGUCAAGCUGUCUACUGCAGUGGAACAGGUUGACGAAGGAUGUAAAGGUGGGCAAAGUGUCACCACAACACUCACAGUUGUCACAGUGACAAAUAAUGAAUGGUGUGAUGGCAGUGGCGCAAGUGUCUUCCCCGUUGGCGAGAAGGGCAAUAUUGGUAGCCCACAAGGCCAUAUGUGGAUGUCUAUGGAUAUUUUGCCAUAUGGGUUGGGAAGCCAAGGGCGGCUCAGGGCAUCAUUGGAUGAAACCAUAUAUCUCGCGGAAACGGAACGGCAACUUGAGGCUCAUACUCCUCUUGAUGAAGAGACACUCAGAGGCGACUUAGAGAUUCCUGCAAAAUUUCAAAGUCCGAUAUCAGAGGAGAAGGCACAACGAGGGUCUCAGGAGGCGGGUACUGUAACAGGCUAACAGGAGGAAGCUAUGCUUGCGAAGGAGAUGGAACCGGGCGGCGAGCCUAACAGUCCAAUUGAUGAAGACAUCCCUGGCAGCGACUUCGAUACUGGUACUGGAGGGUCUCAUGAUUCGCUUAUUAUAUUCGAUACUGCUAGGAAGAACGACACUCUUGAGGGGCUUGUGGCAAAAGAAGCAAUUCAAGUGCCGGACAUCGAAGAGGAUGAAGGACAUAUUGUACUGACUACUCCAGAGCAAUAGACACCUGUGGAGAAAGGACGAUAAAGUACACUUCGAACU